UUUCUCUUCUUCUGUUUCGGAAAAUUUUGAAAAUAUUGUGAGAGCUUUAUUUUUCGGGCUCUUUCGUUUUUCAUUUCUACUUUGUUCCUAUAAAAGGGAGCUGAAUAACAAGAGGUGGUAAAAAUCAAGGACAAAGAGAGGAAGGCAGGCACCCGGUUUUGGUUUUGGUUUUGUGUUGCUAUCAAUCGUCUCACUUCUCUCCUUCGUACCAAAAAAAAAAAGGUUGAGUCUUUAGUGCCUGAGAAGCGGUUUACACGGCCCGAGGUGGACGGCGUAGUGUUUUUCAGAAGAUUUGGGUAUUGGGUGGGUGGUUUUUAAUUCAAAAGAUAUAGUCUUUUUUUUUUUUUUUUCCUUCUUUCUUCUUUUGGGUUUUGUAUAUAUUUUAUAUUAUUGGGAUUUGGUGCUGGGUUGGUUUUGGAUUGUGGGAAAGAAGGCUUUGGGUGGCUAGAUUGUGUGGUGGUUUGUAAUAUUUUUAAAUGAGAGGUUUUGGGGAGUGGUGUUUGAUGGGUCAUUGUUGAUGGCUGGAGAAGAGGUUUGAGAUUGUUGCAUGGAAGAUCUGGUGAAGAAGAAGAAGAAGAUGGUGGUGGGUGAAUUGGAAUCUGGGUUUCUGAAGCGUUUCUAGUGUGGUUUUCAGGAAACGGGGAAUUAGAGGUUGUGGAUUUGUGAUUGUAGUCCAUGGAUGUUUUAGCUGAAACUUUAGUCUAUAGUGGGGGUUUGAAGGUUCACAGGUAAUUUACUGAUUGAUGGAUUGAGGAAGCAGUUCUUUGGAUGCAAUGUUAAAGGCAUUAGCAUCUGGGCUAUCAAUUUCUUUGCUCCUCGUAUGUGUUUCGGCGUCUGAUAAUGGAUUUCCGCGGUGCAAUUGUGACGACGAGGGCAGCUUGUGGAGCAUUGAGAGCAUUCUAGAAUGUCAGCGAGUGAGCGAUUUCUUGAUUGCGGUGGCCUACUUUUCGAUCCCCAUUGAGCUGCUUUACUUUAUCAGCUGCUCGAAUGUACCUUUCAAAUGGGUUCUCUUUCAGUUUAUUGCCUUCAUUGUGCUAUGUGGAAUGACACAUUUGCUGAAUGGCUGGACUUAUGGUCCUCACCCUUUUCAGCUAAUGCUUGCUCUCACAGUUUUCAAAAUUCUCACUGCUCUGGUAUCAUGUGCCACUGCUAUAACGCUCAUCACUCUCAUUCCUUUGCUUCUCAAAGUCAAAGUGAGAGAAUUUAUGUUGAAGAAGAAGACUUGGGAUCUUGGAAGAGAGGUUGGAAUUAUAAUGAGACAGAAAGAAGCUGGAAUGCAUGUUCGAAUGCUUACCCAAGAGAUUCGCAAGUCUCUUGAUAGACAUACAAUAUUGUCCACAACCCUUUUUGAGCUAUCUGAGACAUUGGGUUUGCAGUACUGUGCAGUUUGGAUGCCUAAUGAAAUUAAAACGGAGAUGAUCCUGACCCAUGAGUUGAAAGGGAGGAAUUAUUCUAAUAUGUACAACUUUUCUAUACCAAUAGGUGAUCCAGAUGUUGUACUUAUCAAAGGGAGUGAUGGGGUCAACAUCCUUGGGCCAGAUUCAGCACUCGUGUCUGGAAGCAGUGGUGAUUUUGGUGAGCCGGGACCAGUAGCUGCAAUACGGAUGCCAAUGCUUCGGGUUUCCAAUUUCAAAGGGGGGACCCCUGAGUUGAUCCAGACUUGUUAUGCGAUGUUGGUUCUGGUUCUCCCUGGUGGACAGCCUAGAUCUUGGAGCAGCCAGGAACUUGAGAUAAUUAAGGUGGUUGCUGAUCAGGUGGCUGUGGCUUUAUCCCAUGCUGCAAUCCUUGAAGAGUCCCAACUUAUGCGGGAACAAUUGGCUGAGCAAAAUCGAGCCUUGCAACAGGCGAAGAUGAAUGCUAUGUUGGCAAGCCAAGCAAGAAACUCAUUCCAGAAGGUAAUGAGUGAUGGGAUGAGAAGGCCAAUGCACUCAGUUUUGGGGUUGCUUUCCAUGAUGCAGGAUGAGAGUUUGAAUAAUGAUCAACGAGUUAUUGUUGAUGCAAUGGUGAGGACGAGCAAUGUCCUAUCGACCUUAAUAAAUGAUGCGAUGGACAAUUCAGCCAAGGAUAGUGGAAAAUUUCCUUUAGAGAUGAGAUCUUUCCGGUUACAUUCAAUGAUAAAAGAAGCAGCUUGCCUUGCCAAAUGCUUGUGUGUGUAUAGGGGAUUUGGUUUUGCAAUUGAGGUUGACAAGUCCUUAGCUGAUCAUGUAAUGGGAGAUGAAAGAAGGGUUUUUCAGGUGAUUUUGCAUAUGGUUGGGAGCCUGCUGAAUGGAAACCAGGGGGGAGGGUUGGUCGUGUUUCGGGUUUCUUCAGAGAAUGGAAGUCAGGGGAGGAAUGAUCAAAGAUGGGCACCUUGGAGACAAAACUCAUCUGAUGCUGGUGAUGUAUAUGUUAGAUUCGAGAUUGGGAUAAGCAACGGUGGUUCUCAAUCAGAUGGCACAAAUCCAACGAUGCAGCUUGUUGGUAAGAGAUACAACAGUGAAGGAGUUGAGGAGAACUUGAGCUUCAACAUUUGCAAAAGGCUAGUGCAGUUGAUGCAAGGAAACAUAUGGGCAAUCCCCAAUCCUCAAGGAUUUGCUCAAAGCAUGGCACUUGUUCUCCGGUUUCAACCUCGGCAGUCCAUUGCAAUAACCAUCUCUGAACCUGGAGGAUCAUCGGAGCACUCGCAUUCAAAUUCUAUUUUCAGAGGCUUGCAAGUUCUGUUAACAGAUGAAGAUGAUGUGAAUAGGGCUGUGACCCGGAAACUGCUUGAGAAGCUAGGUUGCAACGUAACCGCUGUUUCCUCUGGAUUUGAAUGCCUUUCUGCCAUUGGUCCCUCUGGAGCUUCUGUCCAAGUCGUUUUUCUAGAUCUCCAAAUGAUCGAGUUGGAUGGUUAUGAAGUCGCAAUGAGAAUUAGAAAAUUUCGAAGCCGCACUUGGCCAUUGAUCAUCGCUGUAACUGCCAGUGCAGAUGAAGAUGUUUGGGAUAGAUGCAUGCAGAUUGGGAUCAAUGGAGUUAUCCGAAAACCAGCAUUGUUGCAAGGGAUUGCCAGCGAGCUAAGAAGAGUCCUGGUGCAGGCAAACAAAAUUGUGUGAUGACACCGCAGCGCUUCAUAGUUUGCACAAUGGAUGAAGUAGCAAGUUUCUUUGGCUCCAAAAUCAUCAUUCCUUCUCCGAACAUCAAAAGCAUAGAGGUGUUACACCAACAUUCACAGUUAGAAUGGUAUACAAGAUUAAAAUUAGCUCCUUUUUUUUUUUUUUUUUUUUUCUCUUGUGCGAUCGAACUUGUUAUAAAAUAUAUUUACAUAGAUAGUUUCAGACUCA
Molecule: messenger RNA, 3299 nt
Organism: Rosa rugosa (rugosa rose)
Lineage: Eukaryota; Viridiplantae; Streptophyta; Magnoliopsida; Rosales; Rosaceae
Product: ethylene receptor 2
Exons: 3
Coding region: 774-3071 (765 amino acids)
Biological process (GO): phosphorelay signal transduction system; response to ethylene
Cellular component (GO): endoplasmic reticulum membrane; endoplasmic reticulum
Molecular function (GO): phosphorelay sensor kinase activity; ethylene receptor activity; ethylene binding
Source: RefSeq, a predicted model, not a curated record